AUGGCAACUCCCGAGUUCGUAGCCAAGAAGUCCCGCGUGCGCAGCGACUACGGCUAUCACCAAGUCCACCAAACAAGAUGGUUCGACAAUGACAUGUACGCUCACCUCAACAACACCGUCUACACAGCCCUCUUCGACACCAUCGCCAAUUCUUACCUCAUCGAGGCUUGCGGCAUGGAUCCCUUUAGCGUGAACAAUCCCACUCCAAAAAGCCAAAGUGGCCAGCCAUCCAACCUGUCCGUCGGGGCGGAGCAAAUUGGCCUGAUUGUUUCCACGCACGCGGACUUUUUCGCUUCGGUUGCGUUUCCCGAUAUUCUCGAGGUCGGGUUGCGGGUUGCCAAGUUAGGGUCGUCGAGCGUGACGUGGGAGAUUGGCGUGUUUCGGAAGGGAGAGGAGGAUGUGAAGAUGGUGGGGACUUAUAUCCACGUCUUUGUUUUGCGGGAGACGAUGCGAGUGGGGAAAGGCGGGAUGGAGGAUAAGGUGCGCAAUGGACUGGAGAAGUUGCUUAGUAGACCUGAUUCGAAGCUGUGA
Molecule: messenger RNA, 531 nt
Organism: Penicillium verhagenii
Lineage: Eukaryota; Fungi; Ascomycota; Eurotiomycetes; Eurotiales; Aspergillaceae
Product: acyl-CoA thioesterase
Exons: 2
Coding region: 1-531 (176 amino acids)
Cellular component (GO): mitochondrion
Molecular function (GO): fatty acyl-CoA hydrolase activity
Source: RefSeq, a predicted model, not a curated record